Molecule: messenger RNA, 832 nt
Organism: Bombina bombina (fire-bellied toad)
Lineage: Eukaryota; Metazoa; Chordata; Amphibia; Anura; Bombinatoridae
Product: bombinins BLP-7/H-BO-like
Exons: 3
Coding region: 43-462 (139 amino acids)
Biological process (GO): defense response to bacterium
Cellular component (GO): extracellular region
Source: RefSeq, a predicted model, not a curated record
AUAUCUGAUAACCUAUAACAAUAUCCUGAGAUCCUGGUAAAGAUGAAUUUUAAGUACAUAGUUGCAGUGUCCUUUUUAAUAGCAUCUACAUAUGCACGAAGUGUAAAGAAUGAUGAACAGUCUCUGAGUCAGAGAGAUGUUUUAGAAGAAGAAUCACUGAGGGAAAUCAGAGGUAUAGGAGGAGUCCUCCUAAGUGCUGGUAAAUCAGUUUUACAAGGCUUGGCUCAAGGAUUGGCUGAGCAUUUUGGGAAGAGAACAGCUGAAGAACAUGAAGUGAUGAAAAGACUGGAAGCCGCAGUGCGUGAUCUAGAUUCCUUGGAUUAUCCAGAGGAAGCUUCUGAAAAGGAAACCAGAGGCUUCAAUCAAGAGGAGAUUGCAAAUCUUUAUACUGAAAAAGAGAAACGCAUUAUAGGGCCAAUAUUAGGUUUGGUUGGUAGUGCACUUGGAAGUUUACUUGGAUAGUUAUAGCCAGUAAAACAUUGCUUUCAUUAAUGUUUGUAAAGUGAUGCUAAUCAGAUAACAUAUAACAAAGCAUAAAUAAAGCACAUAAAAAGCUAUUUAAACAAACUGCAUGUUCUCUACUCUGCUAUUAAAUAAAAAUCAUAUGAGCAAAACUUGGUUUUUCAUUUAUAAUUAUCAUUAAAAUGGUGGCUGAUCCUGGUUUUUGAUCACAUUUAUGUAGUAAAGUCUAUCGAAUGAUUUUUCUACAAAAUUAAAAAUUAAAGUCUAUGGAAAUAUUUGUAGAUAAUAAAUAUAUAAUAUUUUUGUGUUUGACGCCAACGUGUUGUAUUUGAUACCUGGAAUAACAGUUAAUUAAACAAUAAGAAACAAA